AUGUUGCGCAACCGUUACAAAAACCUUCCCACCUCACUUCACCCCGUCUCACCCCAAAAGUUUCUCCAGGUGCGCGUGCAGUGUGAGCCAGCAGGCAAGCUGGUGCGCGUGCAGUGUGAGCCGGCAGGCAAGCUGGUCAUUGCAGGGGAGCCAGAGCAACCGGACAACCCGUGGGGAGUCACACCCUUCAAGAAGGUGAUUCUGCUCCCUGCAGCCAUCAAUGCAAAUCAGACGUCAGCAGUGGUAACCCUACACGGCCAGCUCUAUGUGCGAGCCCCCCUCGCCAACCCCGCCCCCUCCGCCCUCUCCCCCCAGCUGACCCCCAUCCCCGCCCCUGAGCUUCCCCCUCCGCCCCUGCCACCGAUGGGGGGAGGGCAGGGGCAGGGGGGACAGGGGCAGGGGCAGGGGAAUCAGGGGAAUCAAGGGCAGAUGGGGCAAGGGCAGGGGCAGCAAGGGGUGGCGGCGCAAGGCAUGGCACAUACACAUGGGCAUGGGUAUGGGCAUGAGAUGGGGCAUGGGCAUGGGUAUGGGCAUGUGAAGCAGCAGCCUUUUAUUCAAGAGACGAACAGACAGCAGAUACCCAAGGAAGAAGGUGUGGAGACCUCGCCCCUGCAACAGCAGCAGCAUCAUCAGCAGCAGCAGGGUGGGAUUGAGGCAAGGGCAGGGCCGCAGCAGGGACUGGCAGCAGGUCAUGCAGCAUUAAUGCAGCAGCACGCGAACCCACUGCCCCGGCAGCAGCAGGCACAGCCUCAGGUGCCAUUUCAGGUGCAAUCUCAGGUGCAGCUAGCUCAGCAGCAGAUGCAACCGACUAGAACAAAGGAAGGAUCAGCGGAUGUGGAUAUGGUGGGUGGUGCUGACAGGGGUGAGGGGUUGAGAGAUGGUAAGGAUGGGAAUGUGAGUGUGAAUAAGCCGAAUUACACCACCGAGUCUCAAAAUGGGAUGCCGCAACUGCUGCAGCAACCACAGCAGGGGAAGCAGGUGGAGCGGGAGACGGGCACUAAUGAUAUGAAGAUUGGCAUGGCGGUUACCGCUGCUUCGUAA
Closterium sp. Naga37s-1 is the source of this 1041-nucleotide messenger RNA. Lineage: Eukaryota; Viridiplantae; Streptophyta; Zygnematophyceae; Desmidiales; Closteriaceae. The record is from the annotation of a GenBank genome assembly.